GCCCUCACAUCGCCGUGUCACGCGCUGCCAGCUAUACAAACUCUCUCACCGUUCUGUCCUGCCAGAAUCUACUUCAGCCUGUCUGUGAACGCACCGUUGCCUGGAUUACAGUGAAUAAAGAAAAGAAGAAGAAAAAAAAACAAUCGCACAGAGGAUACAGUUUAUUCCGAAUCAGAAGAGACGCGUACACGGACAUCGGGACAUCAUGGGGAACACCGCGUCAUGUGUCCCUCAACACAGUUUCAGGAGAAGUUUUAAACGAAGGAGCAGUCGGAAAUUUUGGACGAAGGACUCAGAUGAAGGACCGGAGAAGUCCAACAGCAUCAUCAACAUCAUGUCCACCGUUACGCCCGAGACGGAGAUGUCAAAGAAGGACAUUGAGACGAUACAGAACAUCAAAUGGGACCCUCCGCCGUUCGCCUACGACGCCUCUGGCGGGUGGAAGAAGAGCAGCAUCAACGUGAAGAACUACGGGAGGCUGAUCCACAGCUCCAAAGUGCGCUUCCGGUUUCUCCACUGCCAGGACAUCCACGACUGCUACCUGGACCUCUUCCAGACACACCUACAUUUCGUCUCCAACAACACCACCGGGCUCACCUACCAGGGAACUCUUCCGCUGAAGGAACUCACUAUCUGCCAACUGCAGAACGGCAGCAACGAGCCAAACCCGUUUGCAUUCCAGAUAAAUGGCAUCGGCUUGAACCCCAUCGUGGUCUUCUGCUCCACCCAAGGGGCGCUGGACACCUGGAUGGCCCACCUGAGAGAGCACGUGGAAGGCAGCGGGGGAACCGUGGCCACCCCCGAAACCAAGACCUACGCCAGGGUGAAGAGCGUUCGGGACAGGGUCGCGGGCCGGGAGCAGCUGAGGAAUUCGGUGAGGAACGAGCCCAUUUACGACUGGGAGGGCUCCCAGCGGGAGUCCCUGGGCCCCAUCGUCUACGUCACCAAAGUGCAGCUGCAGCACGUGCCCUGUCAGGAGCAGUAUGACCGACUGCUGGUGAUGUAUCCCGCCACCCUCAUCAUUCUGUCUGAGGAGCGAAACGGCCUCUUCUACAAGGGCAAGCUGCCUCUCAACAUGAUCACAGUCACCACACCAUGCCAAGAUGUGAGGCCAAACACUUUUAUGAUUGAAGGGAAGCUGAUUAACCCCAUCAUCGUGUCCUGUCUGGACAAGAAAGAGUUCCAUGACUGGAUUCACCAUUUCAAAGCCUCGUACGUCCCCGUGCACAUCCCCCCACCGCCGGUCUAUGACAUCAUCGACAAUCCAACCAAGAGAACGGCCACGGGGCAGUUCGACAGGUGCAGCGGGACCAGCGCCCAGGCCCUGGCGGAGGCGCACAGGCUCUCCCAGACGGGGCGGGGCUCCUUGGAGCUGAAAUUCCAGAACCAUUUGGAGAGCCCCUUGUCUGCCGGGUACAUGGAGCCCCUGUGUUACCUUCCCAGCAGGCCCGGCUCCACGGACACCCAGACGUCGGCGCGGCACGGCGUCAGGAGCAACAGCUUCUCCCACCGCGUGAGGCCCGCCCCGGACUACCACGCCCCGUUCCAGCGCUUCUCCUACGCCGUCACCCCCACCGAGGUCCCCGCCUCCCCCGUCUACCACAUGCCCUACCCGGUCGCGCACGCCGACAGAUACUUCCUGGUGAAGUCCAACAGCUGGAGCACGCCCCAGUCGGGGGGGAGGUACCACCUCUCCGGCCCCCAGCGGUACUCCGACAUGUGCGCCCCGCGGCGCCCGCUGUCCCCGCUCUACGACGACCCCAGCACCCCGGGCCGCUACCUGCAGGAGGACAACUACGUCAGGCCGGCGAUGUCGAUGCAGGAUCCGAGUGGCCAGGUACUGCCCCCCACCUUCAGACUGCGCACCCCCCCUCUGGGCAGGAGGAGACAGAACCUUCCCGAAUCGGAGCGGGACGUGGAUAGCUCCGAGUGGACGUCGGAGCAGAGAGCCAAGGCCGUUUCCAGACUGAAGCUGCUGUCUCCGCCCUCGACGCUCUCGCCCACCGGCGCCAGACCGGCGAUCUACUCGUCGCAGAGCCAUCAGAUGGCGUACGCGCAAGGUGAGAAUGCCGGGCAUGCCAAAGUCAGGCGAUACCCUGUCAUUACCUGCCUCCGCCACGGCAAGAUAUUCAGCGUUCGCCUUUGCAGUCUGACCGGUUGAGCCAAAAUGGAGCUCAUUUUAAAAAAAUGCAAAUGACCCACAACUGUCUCGGCAUUGUGACAGUGUCAUUUGUGUAUGAUAGUAACGACAUAUGCUUGUUGCUCGUUUAGAGUUGAGUCUAAUGAUUUUGCUCACAAAGCAGCGCCAUCUUCCAUUCGAAAGGCUAGUUUUAGUCAGGGCUAUAACUACCACUGCGGAGACUGUCAUGUCCUCUGUGUUUUUUUUUUUCAUGUCAAUUUCCAAGGCCUAUAUUAUAUAAAGCCUACAUCAGUUGCAAUUAAUUCAGGAGGGGAAAAAUGGGCUUUGGUAUUUUCUCAAAUUGAAGGCUAAUCUAGAGCCGAAUGUACAGCAUUUAUAUAUAUAAAUUGUACCUUCAAUUAAAUGACUAAUUUAAAGGGGAAAAAUGAGCAUACCAUGGUCCUCACUGCAAUGGGUGUCAUGGCAGAAGCUGAUGACCUCACAGAAGUGUGGAUUCAGCCGUUACAUCACUGACCCUGAACCUGAGCCUGCUCUUGAAACGUGCGGGCUGCCACAUUUUCGGUUCUGCCUUGCACCCCGGGCCUUAACCCUGUGCUCGUUUUACAGCAGAUAGGGUUGAGCUGGGGCGGGGCAUAGGGGCUUGGCACAGGUGCCAUUUAAAAAAAAAUAGUGAGAUCGGUGCGGAAGAUAAGUCCUG
This is a messenger RNA of Anguilla rostrata (American eel), 2837 nucleotides long. Its product is annotated as probable pleckstrin homology domain-containing family N member 1. Lineage: Eukaryota; Metazoa; Chordata; Actinopteri; Anguilliformes; Anguillidae. Gene Ontology annotation, molecular function: cardiolipin binding; phosphatidic acid binding; phosphatidylserine binding. The coding region runs from base 206 to 2161 and encodes 651 amino acids. The transcript is spliced from 15 exons. Gene Ontology annotation, biological process: positive regulation of apoptotic process; response to hypoxia; 3'-UTR-mediated mRNA destabilization. Gene Ontology annotation, cellular component: cytoskeleton; mitochondrial membrane. The record is from RefSeq and is a predicted model, not a curated record.